This is a messenger RNA of Toxorhynchites rutilus septentrionalis, 1086 nucleotides long. RefSeq lists its product as uncharacterized. Bases 1 to 1086 code for a protein of 361 amino acids. The record is from RefSeq and is a predicted model, not a curated record. Lineage: Eukaryota; Metazoa; Arthropoda; Insecta; Diptera; Culicidae. The transcript has 2 exons.
AUGGAUAAAUUAUUCCGUGAACGUAAGUCGCUCGAACCGCGAAUUAAGCAGAUUUCCGACGUAGUGGCAAAAAUUAAGCCAGAAGUGGCUGUAGAAGUGGACGUGCAGACUGAGCUAGACGCUCUCGCUGAGGUGUGGACCGGCUAUUGUGCUGUGCAUAAGAAGAUUUUAGACCAUUGUGAAGACGACAAAGCCUACGAAGAUGCCGUGCAUCGACAAGGAGAUUUCGAAAGGUGUUAUAUUUCGCUUAAAAACCAUUUGUCGAAGCUUCUAAAGGCGGUGAAGAAUCGAGAGCACGUGACUACAUCAUCAUCUUCGCAGCAUGACGUCAUAAAACAGCUCGCCGACCAACAGACCGAGUUUCUCCGCAUGAUGUCGAUCAAUAUGGCCACCCAUCCAUCUCUUCUCGGUAAUUACCUGGAGUGGCAAUCGUUUUUUAACCUGUUCGACAGCUUGGUUCACAAAAAUCCAACGCUGAAGAACAGUCAAAGACUGUAUUUUCUAAAGACGAACCUCGCUGGUGAAGCUGCUUCCUUGAUUUCGCAUCUGAAAAUAGAGGCCGCUAAUUACCAACCGGCGCUGCAAAAACUGAAAGCCAGGUAUGACAAACCACGUGAGAUCGCCAAUCAGCACAUCAAGCGAUUCUUGGCGCAGCCAACGCUGACGUCAUCCUUUGAACAUGGUCUACGAUCGCUACAUGACGUGUCAGAUGAGGUUAUUCGUGCUCUCAACGCGAUGGACAGAGAAGACCGCAACGCGUGGCUCCUGUUCAUCCUAAGCGAAAAGGUGGAUCCAGAUACGAAACAGUUGUGGUGUCAAAAGAUUGCCGAAAUGGAAGAGGCAGAAAUUACGCUGGAGUGUUUCCUGAAAUUCGUCGAGUCACGCAGUUUUGCUCUUCAAUCAGCACAACCAGCCAAGCCGAAAACUAGUGUACCCUUCAAAGAACCUUCAAAGCCUCAGCCUCAAUCGAGAGGUUCCACCGCAUUCGUCGCCACGAACCCUCCGUUCUGCAACGUGUGCAGCAAACAAAACCACCAUCUUUACCAAUGUGGAAAGUUCCUUCACAUGAGCUUCAAUAAUAUAUAA